AUGUGUUCUCCGACAAAACACAUUACUCUUUUCUCUAUCAUAUUUCUACUCGUCUCGCCAGUGCCUUCUAUUGUAGCAAGAGAUUCGUACUAUAAACAAGAUGAUUCAACUUUCCUUGAACAAGUUUGUUCAAAGUUAGGUCUCAACGAAGAUCAGUGUUGUAUAUUAGCAAAAUCCACGUCGUUUCUCGGAUAUGCAGCAGUGGCAACGAGUGUUGGUGUAGUAGGUAUUCCUGCGUUGCUCGCAUCGAUGGGAUUCACUACCACUGGCAUUGUUGGCGGAUCCUGGGCUGCUUGGUAUCAAGCAACAUUUGGAAUCGGAACUGGUUUUUCAUGA
This is a messenger RNA of Rotaria socialis, 336 nucleotides long. NCBI's taxonomy places the organism in Eukaryota, Metazoa, Rotifera, Eurotatoria, Philodinida, Philodinidae. The record is from the annotation of a GenBank genome assembly.